Molecule: messenger RNA, 1160 nt
Organism: Rhagoletis zephyria (snowberry fruit fly)
Lineage: Eukaryota; Metazoa; Arthropoda; Insecta; Diptera; Tephritidae
Biological process (GO): regulation of transcription by RNA polymerase II
Cellular component (GO): transcription regulator complex; nucleus
Source: RefSeq, a predicted model, not a curated record
GGUACUUUGCGUACGUUCCGCUCAAGGAUGAAACUGACAGUUGAGUAGACUGUGUGUGUUUGCAUAGAGAGCGCCAGAUUGGCAACCCUUGCGUCGACGGACUCAACGAACGUUGGCCAACUCUCAACUUUUGACGCAAGUAAGUCCGGCAAUGCUGACAUUUGACAUCUGAGUUUCAUUCGCGCCGUUUUCUUUUAAUUUUUCAUUUGCUCAACAAAAUUCCUUCAAAACAAGAAAAACAUAAAUUUGGGAAUAUAAAAUGGAGUUUAAAUUAAUUGAAGCGGUGCAAAUGCACCCUUGCUUAUAUGAUAAAAGUAUAGUGGCUUAUAGAAACCGGUUGGGGAAAGAAAAAGCGUGGAAUUAUGUGGCGGCCGCCACAGGUUGCAGUGGUAAGCGGCGAUUCGGGUACGGUUUAAUUGUUUGUACAACGACUUUGGGUUGCUGUGCGGUUAAAAUAUGCUUAUUUCGCACACACACCGCCUUCCCCUCCGACCUCCACCCCAAAAUCGUUGUACAAAUAACUAAACAUUUCCCGUACCUUGUGUUUUCCAAUGUUUUCAAAAAUUUAUCGGCAGUGGAACAGUGUCAGAGUCGCUGGAGGUCCCUUCGCGACCGAUUUGUAAAGGAAGAAAGCGGAAGAAAGGCGCCUUCUGGGAGUGCUGCAAACGACAAGGACGGUAGUGGAUGGAAAUAUUACGAGGCAUUGGCAUUUCUGCAACGGCACGUUGCACCACGCAAGACGUUUGGCAACACAACGUUUGGUACCAACAUAAAUUUUGAAAAAUGUACACCGCAGCCUGAGCAAUCCAUUAAUGUAUAUGAGUCGCAACCUCUUUUCGAAUAUUCCUACGAUGAAGAGCCCGUAAUUGAGCAGACGCAGCAGACAGGGCUACCUACAGUGGUUCAAAAAUCAACGUCGUCUCUUGUUGACUUCCAACCCGAAGAAGAGCCAAUUGUGACCCCUUCUAGAGCAUUGAGUCGGAAAAAAGAUGAGGAGCGAUUGGACACUCUGUGUGGAGCCGUAAGCGACUGGUUAAAAAAAUCAGAAGCUGCUCCCAGUUAGCCGUAAUUCCGAUUUUUUAAAUGUUCUGGACAGCUAUCUUCUGAAAUAUGAAGAAGAUAUUCAGGACAGAAUGAAAAUUGAAAUAUUGAAUUUUGUU